AGCGGCCGCCGGCCCCACGGCGCAGUCGCACAGUCUCCAGUCAAGGCGGCACAGGGGCCGGGCGGAGUGUGACUGGUCUGUUCCUGGGUCGCGUCGUCAGUGAUACCUCAGCGCAGCAAUGGCAGAACCGCAGCCCGCGUCCAGCGGCCUCACGGACGAGGCCGCCCUCAGUUGCUGCUCCGACGCGGACCCCAGCACAAAGGAUUUUCUAUUGCAGCAGACCAUGCUACGAAUUAAGGAUCCUAAGAAGUCAUUGGAUUUUUAUACUAGAGUUCUUGGAAUGACGCUACUCCAAAAAUUAGAUUUUCCUACUAUGAAAUUUUCACUCUAUUUCUUGGCUUAUGAAGAUAAAAAUGACAUCCCCAAAGAUAAAGAUGAAAAAGUAUCAUGGGUAUUCUCCAGAAAAGCUACACUUGAACUGACACACAAUUGGGGCACUGAAGAUGAUGAAACCCAGAGUUACCACAGUGGAAAUUCAGACCCUCGAGGAUUUGGUCACAUUGGAAUUGCUGUUCCUGAUGUACACGGUGCUUGUAAAAGAUUUGAAGAACUGGGAGUCAAAUUUGUGAAAAAGCCUGAUGAUGGUAAAAUGAAAGGCCUGGCAUUUAUUCAAGAUCCUGAUGGCUACUGGAUUGAAAUUUUGAAUCCUAACAAAAUGGCAACUAUUAUUUAGUGCUGUGAAAAUGCUCCUUUGAGAUUUCCAUAAAGACAGACAUUAAAAAAGAAACAAUGUGAUUCAAGAUACAGAUAGCAGAAGCAUCUAGGACUAUGGAUCAUGGUUGUAAUUCAAAUUAUUCUUAAAUCCAUUUCCCUUUCCUAUUUCAGCUGGGGUUCUUUCACGUAACUGUUCAGUCAUUCUGGUUUUAAAGUAAUGCUUUAUCUUAUGUCCUUGAAUAUAGUUGUAUAACUUUACUUUUUAGUUAAUAAUUAGAACAAUUCCCUUUAGAAGCUGGAUUUAUUUGCCGUCUUCUAUCUCCUAAAUAAUACUUCUCUUUAAGUCUGCCUUUGAAUCCUCAUUUUCCCAAAAAAAGUAUUUAACAUGUUUUUGUGUGGUUAUCUUCUGGGGUUUCAAUUCCUCAGAAAUAACUUUUCACAGUGAAAAGUCAAGAACAUAAAACAGGAAUGAAACUUCAUGUGUACUUCAAACAGUACAAAGUGUUUAUUUUACAAAAGAGCAGAUACUCUUGAGAGUAAUUCAGGAUCAUGCUGACAAGGAUACUGAUAGAAAAAGUAGUUUCUUUUUUUUUAUAAAGUACAUUUAAAGUUCAAGGACUAACCUCAUUUAAUUGGGAAUGGGAAGGAGGAAAGGAAUAAUAUUUACUGGGUACCCAGACACUAGGCUGUUAAUAUAUUUUAUCUCAUUUAAUACUUACAACUAUCUCUAUAAGAAAGAAAGUAGGCUAAACAUGUAAAAUAACUUUAGUGAAUUGAAGGCAAUAUAAAUAGGCUCAAGUACUUAAGAUCUCAUCAUCAUUUUUAGUAUUUAGAUUGUGGCUCAAAAUUAGUACCUCACAAUACCUCCUCCACUAGCCUCCUGGUGCAGAAACCCUCAGUGAGUUUGGGCACUGUGCCCUUGGCUCUCGAGCCUGACUACCAUGGUGAGGGAAGAAGUAGCAGAAGUGUUUAGCACAAGACUGCCCUGGGGACCCGCUGCUAUUCCUGCACAGGUCAUGCUUAUAUUAGUUGUGAAGAGUCCUCCCUACCCCCAGGUCUUCUUGAUGACAGUAGCCACAUGUAAUAAAUUAUGUUCAGUGAAAACUCAGUUAUCAGAAAUCCUCACAGUGGUCUUCGCUCCCAUGAUUGACAUUUGAUGGGUUUUUAAAAAUCAAAGUGAUUUUGAAAAUCUCUAAUGGCUUAGAAAAUAAAAACAUCCAGUUUGUGGUUGACUACAUUUGGAUUUUCUGUAGGCUCUAGGGGAAAACCUUUGGAUAGGCCAUGCCAACUGUGCUUGCAUUGCAAGAAGCACUUUACAUUUCCUUUUUGGAUGAAAUGGAUUUAUGCGAGCAAUUUAAACAAACAGCAAUACUUACAGACUGAAAUAAAAUAAAAUUUCAAGUAAGACUAUCUUUGAAUUUUAA
Lemur catta (Ring-tailed lemur) is the source of this 2078-nucleotide messenger RNA. It is a transcript of the gene GLO1, whose product is annotated as glyoxalase I. Lineage: Eukaryota; Metazoa; Chordata; Mammalia; Primates; Lemuridae. The record is from RefSeq and is a predicted model, not a curated record. Bases 119 to 673 code for a protein of 184 amino acids. Gene Ontology annotation, molecular function: lactoylglutathione lyase activity; metal ion binding. The transcript has 6 exons.